AUGGAGCCCGACGAGCCGCGGCGCCCCUCCGCCUCCGGCGCCGCGACGAGGAAGAGCGCGCCGGGGCAGCCCUGGUCGGACGCGGAGACGAUGCACCUCAUCGACGUCUACGAGGACCGCUGGACCAAGCUGCGCCGCGGCCAGCUCAAGGCGCAGCAGUGGGAGGACGUGGCGGCCGAGGUCACGGCGCGCUGCGGCGGGGGCCAGCGCAAGACGGGCACCCAGUGCCGCCACAAGCUCGAGAAGCUGCGCAAGCGCUACCGCACCGAGGGCGCGCGCCCCGUCACCUCGCUCUGGCCAUUCUUCCGCCGCAUGGAGCGCCUCGAGCGCGGGCCCGUCGCGCUCUCCACCUUCGCCGCGUCCCCGCCCGCCGCCGCCUCCGACGAUGACGACGACCACCAGGAAGACGACGAGGACGACGACAACGAGGCGGAGAACGAUGACGACGAGGAGGAGGAGCAGGUGCUCGUCCCAAGGAACAGCAGCAACACCCGCAGCAUCAACGGCAUCCUCCGCGACGGCGGCGCCGGGUUCAGGGGCUUCGCGCCGCGCCAGUCCCCGCAGCGCCAGCACCACCGCCCGCCCUCGCCGCCCGCCGUCACGCUCUCCACCGCGCCGCCGCGGAAGAGGGUCGCCUACGAGGCGGCCUUCCACUCCAAGCCCGCCGAGGACAAGGUCGAGGAGGCUCCGUUUGGCGGCCGCCCCGGCUCGCAGAUCUCGGCGGUGCUCAAGGAUUUCGGGGAGGGCGUCAUGCGGCUCGAGCGGCGCAGGAUGGAGGUGCAGUGGGAGAUCGAGCGCGGGUGGAAGGAAACCGAGAACCGCAGCAACAGGAUGCUCCAGGACGCUCAGCGGCAGCUACAGGACGUCCUCGCCGGCGCCUCCGCGGCACCUGCGCCUGCGCCCGGGAAGAAGCCCCGGAGGGACCAUGGCGGCGGCGCAGACGGCUUGUAGGAUGCUAGCGAUCGAUUGGCCGGCACAGGUUUGGUGCUGCUGCUUAUUUUGGCGGUCUGGUGGCGAAGGGGAUGGAAUAGGUUCUUCCUCUGCUCAGGAUGUGUUUAGAAGUACUCCUAUGUGACUUGUUUGCAGUAGCUAUUUGACAGUCUCUCUUAUGCUAUGCCUCUCUGACACUGUCAUGUGUAUGCGUUUAGUAGAUUGUCAAGACUAAUGUAGUGGCUAGUUUAGCAACA
Lolium rigidum is the source of this 1187-nucleotide messenger RNA. Its product is annotated as trihelix transcription factor ASIL1-like. Lineage: Eukaryota; Viridiplantae; Streptophyta; Magnoliopsida; Poales; Poaceae. Bases 1 to 951 code for a protein of 316 amino acids. The transcript has a single exon. The record is from RefSeq and is a predicted model, not a curated record. Gene Ontology annotation, cellular component: nucleus. Gene Ontology annotation, molecular function: transcription cis-regulatory region binding.